AUGGUGCGCACCAUCGUUGUCCGGGUGGUGUGCAGCUUUCUGGUUUGGCUAUCCCUCUACAGCGCCAGCUGGUACCAGAACAAGCAUCGCACCCCAGAAUGGAGCGACAGGUUCGUCACCCUGAUUCACGGUCUGAUCGUCACUUUCCUUUCGGGCUACGUCGCUCUUAUUGACGGACCCUGGCCUUUGACUCAUCCAGGCCACCCGAACACCACGGCACAGAUCAACCUGCUUUGUCUGUCACUAGGAUAUUUCAUCUUUGAUUUUGGCUGGUGUGUCCAUUACAACAGCGAAGAUGAGCUGAUGCUCUAUCACCAUAUUUUGAGCAUCUUCGGCAUGGGUGGUGUCCUACUACUGGGCGAGUCAGGCAGUGAAGUCAAUGCCAUCAUCUUUGUGAGCGAGAUCACCAACCCUUUGCUCCAAAUCCGGUGGUUCCUUCGGGACACGGGACACUACCACAGCAUCGCCGGGGAUGUCGUGGAUGCUCUUUUUGUGCUUCUCUUCCUGGGGUUGCGAAUCAUUGGUGGAGUAUGGAUUGUGGAUGCCGUACUGAAUUCCUCCAAGCCAAACUGGGAGGUCAAGGCUGGUGUCCUCAUCAUGUACUUGGUGUCCAUAGUAUUUACAUGGGAUAUCUGCAGCUUUGCCAGGAAAAAACUAAUGAGCAAAUACUAUAGCUGGAGGAAUGAAAGAAAUAGAGGAGAACAUUCCAGCAGUAAUGGACAUGUGCUGGCACAUUGA
Messenger RNA from Sceloporus undulatus (fence lizard), 738 nucleotides. RefSeq names its product TLC domain-containing protein 5-like. Gene Ontology annotation, cellular component: membrane. The record is from RefSeq and is a predicted model, not a curated record. The coding region runs from base 1 to 738 and encodes 245 amino acids. The transcript is spliced from 2 exons. NCBI's taxonomy places the organism in Eukaryota, Metazoa, Chordata, Lepidosauria, Squamata, Phrynosomatidae.